UUCGACGGUGCCAAUUUAUAGAUAGUGUAAAAAAUUUUAAAAAUAUUCUUGUGAUUCGAUGGUGUCAAUUUAUAGAGAGUGUAAAAUAAUUUCAUUCUUCAUUCUUCACGAUUCUCGACUUGUUUAUGUUGAUACCGUUAGAGUUACUCUUUUGGUAUUGGUUUGAAUCUUGCAAACCAGGUGUUUGUUGAAAUGUCACAAUGAAUUUACUUAGGUUGAUUUUGAGUAUAACUCGUAUGUAAUUGUUGUAACAUGUUUGCAAAUAGAUAUUGUUUGUUGAGAAUGCAUUAAUUAACUGAAAUUAUUGUAAUCUAAUAGUGGUAUCACUAACUAUGUACAAGGUUGAAUUUUAAGUGAUGUUGAAUGGUUAACUUUUAAGUGUUGUUUCUGUAGAGUAUUUGAUGACCAUAUAUGGGCUCGCCGCCAUAAUUCGCUAUAAAGGCGCCUCAAAGCAGCCGGUAUGACCGGAUUUUGGCUCUCCACCAUGGACCACCAUUCGCCAUCCCCAACACUGUUUUUUAGUGGAUUAAGACUAUGGGCUCAAAUGAGGCUAUUGUGCAAAGGCUCUUUACUCAUGGUCCAUUGAAGGCAGUUGCUUCUACAACACUGUUAAUCACUGCAAACUGCUUUAACUACGUCUUCAUUUGUAUUCUUAAUUUGGAGGCUCUGAACAAGACUUUGGAUGCUGAAGUCUGGCGCUUAAGACACACUGUUGCAGAAUUUGGUAGAGUUCCUCCUCUCUUCUCUAGUCUCAUGACUCACUGAAAAAUGAAUGCAUAAGAAAAAUGAAUGCAUAGUAGACACACAAAUACUCUGUUAUCCACUAAAAAAGUUGUCAUAAAAUCAUCUCACUUGCUUAGUAUUCAAAUGUUAACGAUGACUUCGGUGACUUUGUUAAGUUUGCAAAUACACAACCUUUAAACAUGGUGGUUCUGUUUGUUGUUUGGGUUCUGCUGGGAUUAAUUAACUUUUAAGAUUUUCUUUAGAUUGAUUAAAUACUAACAUAUGUUUAGUCUUUACCAUCGGAUAUGUUUGAAUUUGUGGGCAGGUCUGAAAUGGCCACAGAGCAUAGGUUUGAUAUGGUUGUUGAGUGUGGAAAAGCUCCACGUCCAGAACAUAUGUAUUUUAAUUCUGUAUGAUUGUAUCAUUUGUCUUUUCAGUUACUUAUGUAAUUGAUGGAGUCGUUAUACUAUUAUAUCCUUAGUUUUUCCUCUUCCUCUAUGACUUACUUUAUUUGUGUUUUACAAUUUUACUUCAAAGUUGUAUGAAUGCAUGCAUGUUAGCUAGGUAUAUAUAAUUAAAGAUGUUUUAAAAUGAUGUUUUAAAUUCAAUUUGAGUUAUUUAGUUAGUCCUAAAAAUCUUUUAAGGAAGGUAAUUUAGUAGUUAACACAAAUAAUUUAGAGAUUCACUUCUUUCCAUGGCAUGAGGGUAGUGGUGUGCAGGGGUAAGUUAGUAUUACUUUUGGUUCAAAUAACAGUGAAGAAAAAAUUUAGUGGUUUUUGAAUCAAUUGAGCUUGCUGAUUUCAUUUCAAAUUUAAACUAUAAUUAUAUUUAUUCUUUUGUAGGUACUAUUCACUGACACGAGUGCUUACGAGGUAAGUUACUGGAAAAAUAUUUGCACUUGUGUAUAGAUGUUUCAUAAUUGGUUGUGGCUUAUUCUGUCUCAUGGAACAUAACUUGAACUGACUACUUAGAGUGAGUAUGUAUUUUCAGCUUCUUCUCUCUUGGUUGUAAGGUAUAUAUAUCGUGUGUAUCAACAAUUCUUACCAAACACUCAUUCUGAAAACAUAUUUGAAACUUUGUUUCUUCUAUAUAUAGUUAUCUUUUCCUCUUUUAGAUAGUCUCUGUUUCUAAGUUUUUUAUUGUAUUUUUGUGUUGUAGAAUUAUAGGCUUUAUGAAUAUAUAGCUUAAAGGGAGUAUAUUCCAUCCAAUCUAACAUUGUACAAUAAAAGUUUGUUGCUGCAUAAACGCCUUCAAGUAAGAACCCCAUUAUUCAUCUUUGCUUCUCUUAGAUAAGUUACAUGUAAUUUAACUAAAUUUAUGCAAAAGGCCACACAUAGGUACAUCAAUACCCAUUAUGAUGAAUCGAUGAAUUAAUAAGCUUAAUACUAAUAUAUUAUUUGUUGAAGUUAUGAGAUAAGGGAGAAGAUUUGUAUUUCCAGCCUGCUGCAGGUGUGUUGUAGCUUAGGGAGGUGAUACAUGUUUAGUUCCAUUCUUUGGCCUUUGUUCUUUGCGGUGUUUAAGACUCUUUUUUCUUACUAUUGCCAGUGGAUAACUGUUCAACCAGUUGAGGUUGCUUCUGUUAUUAGUCUUGGAGACCAUGGUCACAACGUCAUUCUCCUUGGUAACACUCUCGUCGGUGGCUCUCCGGCUGCAUCGACAAGUUUAUAGGACACAUAAGGUUAACUUUAUCUUCAUUUUUGAAACAAUAUUGAUGAUGAUAAGGUUUAAAAUAAAGAAACAAGUUGUAUUGAUAUCCUACUUAUGUAUGUGGUGGACUACUAGUAUUUGUGUUAAAGCAGGAAAUGAUAGUUUGAAGGCAGGGGAAAGAUUGGAUGCCAACGCCACUCUAUGUUCUAAGCAAGGCAGGUAUUGUCUGUUAUUCCAAGACACAGUAAAUAGCCAAGAUAAUUAUAAUUACUUGGUUAUAGAAAGUAAGGGUUAUUUUGGUGGUCGAGGAUCAGUAAUAUGGAUGUAUGAUAGAAACCAACCAAUUGAUAUUAGUUCCGCGGUUUUAUCUCUAAACAACUCUGGUGUGCUCAAAAUUGAAUUUCAAUAUAAGAAAGAAAUAAUCAUUUACUCUUCACCUCAACCUAUAAACAAUACUGUGGCUACUAUGCUAGACACAGGUAACUUUGUACUUGAACAACUUCACCCCAAUGGUACAAAGAGUGUAGUGUGGCAGAGUUUUGAUUAUCCUACAGACACUUUGGUCCCAACAAUGAAGUUAGGUGUUAACCGAAAAACUGGACAUAAUUGGUCAUUAGUUUCUUGGUUGAGUCAUUCGGUACCAACUUUGGGUGAGUUUAGUCUUGAAUGGGAACCAAAAGAAGGUGAACUGAACAUUAAAAAACACGGGAAAGUGUAUUGGAAAAGCGGAAAACUUGGAAAUAGUAGAUUGUUCGACAAUAUUCCAGCAAAUGUUCAAAAAAAUUAUCAAUACGUUAUUAUCUCUAACAAGGAUGAAGAUUCUUUCAGUUUCGAAGUUAAAGACCAGAAUUAUAAGAUGUCCCCAGAAUGGUUGCUAUCCUCUUCGGGGAGGCUCGCGAGUUCGGAAGGUGAGAUUGGAAAUGCAGAUAAUUGUUAUGGAUUUAAUAGUGAUAGAGGAUGCCAAAAAUGGGAGGAUAUACCAACUUGCAGGAAGCCUGGUGAGGUGUUUGAGAUAAAGAUAGGCAGACCCAACACUCACUAUGCUAUCUUCCAAGACAAUGUGAGUUAUUGUUACAAUGAUUGCAAGAUGAGUUGUUGGAGAAACUGUGGUUGCAAUGGAUUCCGCAAAUAUUAUGGUAAUGGAACUGGAUGUAUAUUUUAUUCAUGGAAUUCUACACAAGAUGUUGAUUUGGAGGAUGACUUUAAAUUUUACAUAUUGGGAAAGCCAACAAAGUCAGACCCAAAUCACCACGGCAAAAGAAGAUGGAUAUGGAUAAGUGCAGCAAUAGCAGUUGCGUUACUCAUAAUAUGCUCACUCAUUCUAUGCAUAGCAAUAAAGAAACACAAAUAUGGAUUUAAAGAGAAGAAAGUUAAAAGAAAGGAGAAAGAGAUGCAAGAGUUGGCCGCUUCCAAUGAAUUAUAUAGUAUCAAAGAUCUUGAAGAUGAUUUCAAGGGACAUGAUAUAAAAGUUUUUAGCUAUGCAUCAAUUUUGGAAGCAACCAUGGACUUUUCCCAUGAAAACAAGUUAGGACAGGGAGGCUAUGGACCUGUUUAUAAGGGAAUCUUGGCAACCGGGCAAGAAGUUGCUGUAAAAAGACUUUCAAAAACUUCUGGACAAGGAAUUGUUGAAUUCAAAAAUGAAUUGGUCUUGAUAUGUGAACUUCAACAUACAAAUCUUGUACAACUACUUGGUUGUUGUAUUCAUGAAGAAGAAAGGAUUCUAAUUUACGAAUAUAUGCCAAACAAAAGCUUGGAUUUCGAUUUAUUCGAUUCUACAAAAAGGAAGUUACUCGAUUGGAAGAAGCGCUUUAACAUUAUAGAAGGAAUUGCUCAAGCAUUACUCUAUCUUCAUAAGUAUUCAAGAUUAAAAAUAAUUCACAGAGACUUGAAAGCUAGCAACAUACUUCUUGAUGAGAAUAUGAAUCCAAAAAUUUCUGAUUUUGGCAUGGCAAGAAUGUUCACCCAGCAAGAAUCCACAAUAAAUACCAAUAGGAUUGUCGGGACAUAUGGAUACAUGUCCCCAGAAUACGCUAUGGAAGGAGUUUAUUCUACAAAGUCUGAUGUCUAUAGCUUUGGAGUGUUGCUACUUGAAAUUGUUUGUGGAAGAAAAAACAAUAGCUUCUAUGAUGCUGAUCGUCCACUAAAUCUAAUAGGACAUGCAUGGGAGCUAUGGAAUGAUGAGCAAUACGCAAAUGAUCGACCUACAAUGUCUGAUGUUAUAUCAAUGUUGACAAACAAACACGAACACAUUACUUUACCGACAAGACCAGCAUUCUAUGUUAGAAAAGAUAUCUUUGAAGAGGAAACAACUUCUAAAGUUCUGGACACUGACACUUAUUCUAUAACUGGAAAUUCCUCUUCGGGUGUAGAAAGGAAAUAAAUAAGUUUAUCUAGUAUAAAUUUAAGAUUAUUGAGAACUAUGAAAAUCACAUUACUUUCCUUUCUUAAAUCUUAGUCAACUCCAAAUUUAUGUAGUUAACAUCUAUUAUAUAUUUGUUGUCUCUUUUCCUUUAUAAUUUCAUGUA
Molecule: messenger RNA, 4895 nt
Organism: Vicia villosa (hairy vetch)
Lineage: Eukaryota; Viridiplantae; Streptophyta; Magnoliopsida; Fabales; Fabaceae
Product: G-type lectin S-receptor-like serine/threonine-protein kinase CES101
Exons: 9
Coding region: 2321-4750 (809 amino acids)
Biological process (GO): protein phosphorylation
Molecular function (GO): ATP binding; protein serine/threonine kinase activity
Source: RefSeq, a predicted model, not a curated record